Polyodon spathula (Mississippi paddlefish) is the source of this 1293-nucleotide messenger RNA. RefSeq names its product methyltransferase like 21e (gene mettl21e). Gene Ontology annotation, biological process: peptidyl-lysine methylation. Lineage: Eukaryota; Metazoa; Chordata; Actinopteri; Acipenseriformes; Polyodontidae. Bases 417 to 1211 code for a protein of 264 amino acids. Gene Ontology annotation, molecular function: protein-lysine N-methyltransferase activity. The transcript has 5 exons. Gene Ontology annotation, cellular component: cytoplasm; cytosol. The record is from RefSeq and is a predicted model, not a curated record.
UAAUAUUCUGAUUGAUUUUAAUGAAACAUUGUAACUAUAUUCUGUAUAGUGCAUUACUGUUUCCAUUGCUAGCAUAUCAACAUAUCCCUUGUGCCUGUUCUUAAGAUGUGAAUCCAUUGCUUGAUGAGUGGUAUGUUAAUGUGCAUAUACUGUUAUCUGCUGUCUUUCCAUGUGUUUUAUAGUAUAGUACCAAGCUGUAAGUAAUCUGGUAGUUACUGUGACUUGGAUAUGUCAGAGCGCAGCUGUUGAGAUCAGUUAACUACAGCCGUCCCUCUACUGCUCCUGGGCUUUGGUGUUAGUCAGCACUGGGGUCUGUCAGCCUGAAAGGUACUGAAUAAAUCCCCUGUGAAACCAAUUUACCAAGGAGCCAGAAAAAGCAAAGCAACAGCACACACAAAGAGUGAACGUGUUCAAUUAUGGACAUCGUGUCUACUAGGCAGGAUUCUGGGAUGGAUUUGUCUCCGUCGGAUUUAGGUGAUGGCCGCCUUUUAUCAGAGUCACAGAGUGGGGAAGAAACCUGUCAAGAUACAGAACUCGUUGCUGCAAUCAUGAAGAGACGUGCCCCUCCCCCUCUCAUCACUACAGCGGUCUGGGAACGGUAUUACUUUGCUGACUGCGAGAUUAAAAUCAAAGAAUCUACAGAGUUCUAUGGGGCUGUUGUCUGGCCAUCGGCUUUAGUUCUCUGUUAUUUCUUGGAAACCAACCAAGACAAAUACAAUCUCGCUGAUAAGAAUCUGAUUGAAAUCGGAGCAGGAACUGGCCUGGUUUCUAUAGUUACUAGUAUUCUAGGAGCAAGGGUGCUCUCCACAGACAUUCCCGAGGUCCUGGGAAACCUGCGCUACAACCUCGCCCGGAACACCAGAGGCAGGUGUAGGCAUGAGCCAGUGGUGAAGGAGCUCACCUGGGGUGUGGAUCUGGAGGAGAAGUUCCCCCGAUCAUCCACUCACUUCCACUAUAUCAUGGCUGCGGAUGUGGUGUACAGCCAUCCAUUUCUGGAGGAACUUCUUGCUACCUUUGAUCACUUGUGUGAAGACAACACUGUCAUUUUCUGGACCAUGAGGUUCCGGUUUGAUAAAGAGAACAAAUUUGUGGACAGAUUCCAGACUCUCUUUGACCUGGAGUUAAUUUAUGAUCUCCCCAGCAUGAAAAUCAAGCUAUACAAGGCAAUGAGGAAAAGAAAGGUGGGAACUGAAACAAACAGAUUAGAAUGAAGUAAUACUGUACUACUCGGAGGGCAUGGCCAGGCAUUAGAGCUAGAAUUUAUGGGGUGUACAACAUUAAAUAAUGCUGUCA